Molecule: messenger RNA, 4390 nt
Organism: Gadus macrocephalus (Pacific cod)
Lineage: Eukaryota; Metazoa; Chordata; Actinopteri; Gadiformes; Gadidae
Product: phosphoribosyl pyrophosphate synthase-associated protein 1-like
Exons: 11
Coding region: 588-1700 (370 amino acids)
Biological process (GO): purine nucleotide biosynthetic process; 5-phosphoribose 1-diphosphate biosynthetic process
Cellular component (GO): ribose phosphate diphosphokinase complex; cytoplasm
Molecular function (GO): ribose phosphate diphosphokinase activity; magnesium ion binding
Source: RefSeq, a predicted model, not a curated record
UUCCCACUGCUGCUGGAAGCGGCCGCAUUGCAACAAAGUUUAUAUUACACUAGCUGCGUUUGACUUGACAGCACAGUAAUUGCAGCUUCGUCGCACCUCUUCUUCGCCCCGUGAUAUCGCUACUUAAUGUAUAAUGCCGCCGCAUUAAACAGUUCGUUGAAUAUGUGUUGAAGACAAACAUACUGACUGUAACCCGUGAGUCAACAUUUGUAACUGUCCUCGGUUUCUGCUAAACCAUACAAUUGGCCCAUCGGUGGUAAUGUGUUUGUUUACCAACCGCGACAAACGUCACGUCGUCGCGGGAGCACCUGUUUAGCUUCAGUAACAUCCACGGAGCCGGUCCAUUGACAAAGAGACCCACCAAGGGUCGAGAUCCAGUAGCUGAUUGUUUUUUUUAGGUGUAGGGGUCUACGCAAACCAAACCCUUAAAUUAGCUCAAUUGAAAGUCCAUGGUCGAGAGGGAGACAAGUUGACACGGUUUCCGGGAGGCAACCACACACUAAUAUUGUUGCCCCAAAUAUACCUGUCGGCCACUGCCGAGUCCACCGUCGUCUCGCGUCUCGCCACCCGUCCACUGAUCCUCCACAAUGAACGUUUCGAAGAGCGGCUACCGGGUCUUCUCUGCCAACUCGACCCCUGCGUGCAUCGAGCUGGCCAAGAAGAUCACCGAGCGCCUAGGAGUUGAUUUGGGCAAGUCAGUAGUUUACCAAGAGUCAAAUGGAGAGACGAGAGUGGAUGUGAAAGAAUCUGUCCGUGGCCAGGACAUAUUUAUCAUCCAGACAAUUCCCAGGGAUGUGAACACGGCCAUCAUGGAGCUGCUGGUGAUGGCUUAUGCCCUGAAGACGUCCUGUGCCAAGAACAUCAUCGGCGUCAUCCCCUACUUCCCCUACAGCAAGCAGUGCAAGAUGAGGAAGAGGGGAUCCAUUGUGUGCAAGCUGCUGGCCUCCAUGCUGGCUAAAGCAGGACUAACGCACAUCAUCACCAUGGACCUCCAUCAGAAGGAGAUCCAGGGAUUCUUUAGCUGCCCAGUGGACAACCUGAGGGCGUCUCCCUUCCUUAUCCAGUACAUCCAGGAGGAGAUCCCGGACUACAGGAACGCUGUGAUCGUUGCAAAGUCCCCUUCAGCUGCCAAGAGAGCCCAGUCGUACGCUGAGCGCCUGAGGCUGGGUCUGGCCGUCAUCCACGGAGAGGCCCCUGGUUCGGAGGCAGACAUGGCAGACGGGCGCCAUUCUCCCCCUGCCACGCGGACCACCACGGGACACACCGGUCUGGAGAUCCCACAGACCCGUCGUCGAGCAACGUUCCCUGGCCUAGAGCUACCAAUCAUGAUGGCAAAGGAGAAGCCCCCCAUAACAGUCGUCGGGGACGUCGGAGGCCGGAUCGCCAUCAUAGUGGACGACAUCGUUGACAACGUGGAGGACUUUGUGGCGGCGGCGGAGCUGCUGAAGGAGCGAGGAGCCUACAAGAUCUACAUCAUGGCCACCCACGGCCUGCUGUCGGCCGAGGCCCCCACGCGCAUCGAGGAGUCCGCCAUCGACGAGGUGGUGGUGACCAACACCGUGCCCCACGAGCUGCAGAAGCUCCAGUGUCCCAAGAUCAAGACGGUGGACGUCAGCAUGAUCCUGGCCGAGGCCAUCCGCCGCAUCCACAACGGGGAGUCCAUGGCCUACCUGUUCCGCAACAUCGCCGUGGACGACUGAGACAGAGCCACGUAUAUACACAUACAAUGCCACACUUCGCCGCGAAUACAUUCCUACAAGAUCAGAGCUCACACGCAAGAAGCAUACACGAAAGACCAAUCGCCACCAAAUCACAACUCGGUGUUCCAUCUUUAUUUUUUUUGCUUGAGAUUAUUGUUUCAGUGUAUCCUGUUUGGCCCAUGUGAAACUUGAACUGGUUACAGUGCGACGCUUGUGGGGUACAGUUUUUCCCAUGAGUGGCUUCUCUUCUCCCCCCGACCCCCCCCCCCCCCCCUAUUCUAUGUAUGUCAUCGUAUGUAUGUUCUGCUCCCAGUGCCCUACCCUGCUACUUGAUUUGGAUAAUUAAACAUUUUCUGGGAUGAAUACAAUUCUGUUCUCCUUUGACUGAACGCAGGUAGAAUAUAUUGCAGUGUAAUUACUUGGUUGUUUUGGUGUUUACCAAGGUUAGUGUGUGUGUGUGUGUGUGUGUGUGUGUGUGUGUGUGUGUGUGUGUGUGUGUGUGUGUGUGUGUGUGUGUGUGUGUGUGUGUGUGUGUGUGUGUGUGUGUGUGUGUGUGUGUGUGUGUGUGUGUGUGCACCUGAACCUGAGCUUCUUUCACUACCUCUUUCAGUUGCAGAGGAAGUGUUUCUUUAUUCCUCCCUAAACCACUACUAAGAACAAAAAGUCUGGUUUGUAUCACCCCCCAUUUUUAUUGAACAAAACAUCCGCUUAUUUCAUGCAAAUAUUUACUUGGAUCUCUCGUCAACCAUGAAGAAAAUGCACAAUAGCUGAUCAAUACGCAAGCAGGCAACAUUGCCAGUUUGUACAUUUAAGUAGUCAUCCAUUCAUCCUCGUAUAUUAUCAAAAGAUAAUCUAAAUCAAUGAAUUCCUUCUUUGUUUUCCUAAAAAGUGGAGAAUAAAGCCAUGAGAUGUGUAUGACCACGACAUAUACAAUAUCCUCUCCCUGAAUUGUGCCCUGGCUUGAACAAAGACCUCUGCAUCAACAUAAAUGUUACCAUAAUUGAAUGUGGCGGUACAGCCACAUUCAAUUAUGGUAACAUAUGUUACACAUUACAUUUCAUAUCUGGAUGACAAAAUAACGUAACGUGAUUUUAAAACCAGAAGCAGCAAAAGCAAGUUUAUAAAACAAAAAUCAACAGAAAAUCUUGUGUCACCCUAGACACCGAGUAUCAGUCAAAUGAAGCCAGCAGGACAGCGUUCAACCCCAUCCCCAUCCUCCAAACCCUGGCAGAUUGGGUCCCCAACCCUGAACUUGUUCCAAACGCCUCAGAGUUGUUGCUGUACUGAGGAGCUUUGACCAAGUCCAGGGGAAGAGACAGCCAGACUUGGCGACAGCCAACGAUACACAAAAUGUAUCGUUAAAUUAUCAAUUAAAUAAGACAAACAAUGGGAUUUAGUUUCUCCGUGUGAGAAAGACGAGCCUUUACACACUUGCCUGACUGUGAUGCCUGCCGUUGCUGCUGACUGUGAGCCGAGUGCGGAAGACUGGUAUAAAAUGGCCAUUAAAUGAGGAACUAGCGAGCAAACGGUUAACAGCCACUGCGCGACUACUUCCUCAAAGUUGGAACAGGAAACCUGGUGGAUUCCAAUCUGGUGGUGGAGCGUAGGAUACUGGGGUGGUCAGGUGUGUGACUGCUUGUGCGUGUGUCUCUCAGUGGUAAGGCUUUCACUUUGUAUGUAAGAGUGUGUGGUUCUGUGUGCAGCAGCCACUGGCUUUAAUUUCUCUGCCAUUGUCUGGUUAUUAAUUGGAAGAAACAUAGACAAAGUCACUUUAACUCAUUUUUAAAAGGAUUUCUGUGACAAUCUACAAAAGUGUCUGAGUAAUUGUUUCAUUCUUCAAUUAGUGCGCCUGGUUUUGAAAGGACUUUUGACCGAAGAAUGUUGCAUGUGGCAGAAUGCAGUGGUUGUGGCAUACCACGAGGGUCCAGUAUUAAAGAGCCUUCAAGGAGGAACUGGCCUGACAUUUUCUUGAUCAAUGAAUUUGACUUAAUUGGGAAUAGGCCAUCAUAUAUUUGCGCUUAAAUGUGCAGUGAAAGUAUGAACACAAGAGGGCGGCACAACUCUUGAGCUCUUAAGGUUUUUGAAUUUCCUGAUUUACAUUUGCUGAUACAAAAACGGUUAUACGGUCGAAGCAAUUCAUUUAAGUAUAAUACCCUUAAACAUUUUGAAAAGUGAACAUUGAAAUAUGCUUAUUUUGUACGUCAAAUGAUGCAUUAUGGGCUCCCGGUCCUGCUAAAAGAAGGAUGCCCCUUUUACAAGAGGAUUCCAGAUUUGAUUCCUCAGUAUGAAACGGAUAAACUACUUACCUGUAGAUAUGCAAGGCCCCUGACAUACAAACUGAAGUAUACCUUCUAGAAUGUGAACUUCAAUGACAGUCCUCAACUUAGGAUCCGUCAGCGGUUUAUUUGAGGCUUCACUGACUAUCACCAUGGCAACGGAAACAGAACAGCCAUUACCUUUUCAUCUUGGUUAGCAGGUUUACUCAUUGGUUACACCUCUAACUCAGUCCACCCUUAGAGUUCACUAUUUUAUAACUCUCGGAUAGGACUUAAGUUCACCAUUUGUUCAUCCUAAAGAAUGACUUAAAGAUGUUGUAUGUUAUAUUCAAGCUUUGUGAAGAGUGAGCGCCUCAGAUUACAUAAAGUGAUGGACAAGACCUAAAACAUAGAAUAAAUCUAUACCUAAAAUAA